Messenger RNA from Drosophila takahashii, 1323 nucleotides. RefSeq names its product TATA binding protein (gene Tbp). NCBI's taxonomy places the organism in Eukaryota, Metazoa, Arthropoda, Insecta, Diptera, Drosophilidae. The record is from RefSeq and is a predicted model, not a curated record. Gene Ontology annotation, molecular function: RNA polymerase II general transcription initiation factor activity; DNA binding. Gene Ontology annotation, biological process: DNA-templated transcription initiation.
AGCCACAGGUACAACGACGAAGGCAUAUUAUUAUUAUUUUAUUUUCCCGCUCCGCAAAUUAAAAUAGAAUCGCCUUGAGUUAACCCUAAUCCCGCCGAGACGAGACGAGACUAAGCCAUCUGCAAGAUGGACCAAAUGCUCAGCCCGAACUUCUCGAUUCCGAGCAUCGGAACGCCGCUCCACCAGAUGGAAGCGGACCAGCAGAUAGUGGCCAAUCCAGUCUACCAUCCGCCGGCGGUUCCACAACCUGAUCCCGUGAUGCCGGCCCCCGGUUCCGGCUCCGUGCAGCAGCAGCAACAACAACAACAGCAGCAGCAGCAGUCGGAUGCCGGCGGAUCCGGUCUCUUUGGCCACGAACCCUCCAUUCCGCUGGCCCACAAGCAGAUGCAGAGCUACCAGCCAUCGGCAUCCUAUCAGCAGCAGCAGCCCGGCGGCGGAGGAACCACACCGCAGUCCAUGAUGCAGCCGCAGACGCCGCAGAGCAUGAUGGCCCACAUGAUGCCCAUGAGCGAGCGCAGUGGCGGCGGCGGAGGCGGCAGCGGCGGCGAUGCCCUGAGCAACAUCCACCAGACAAUGGGCCCCUCCACACCGAUGACUCCGGCCACGCCGGGAUCCGCAGACCCGGGGAUAGUGCCGCAACUGCAGAACAUUGUGUCCACGGUGAAUCUGUGCUGCAAACUGGACCUCAAGAAGAUUGCGCUGCACGCGAGGAAUGCCGAGUACAACCCGAAACGCUUUGCGGCCGUCAUAAUGCGAAUUCGAGAGCCACGGACCACUGCCCUGAUCUUCAGCUCCGGCAAGAUGGUGUGCACGGGGGCCAAGAGCGAGGACGACUCCAGACUGGCGGCCAGGAAGUAUGCGCGCAUCAUACAGAAGCUCGGGUUUCCAGCCAAGUUCCUUGACUUCAAGAUCCAAAACAUGGUCGGUUCCUGCGAUGUCAAGUUCCCCAUCCGCUUGGAAGGCCUGGUGCUCACCCAUUGCAACUUCAGCAGCUACGAACCGGAGCUGUUUCCCGGCCUCAUCUACCGCAUGGUGCGACCCCGCAUCGUGCUGCUCAUCUUCGUGUCCGGCAAGGUGGUGCUCACCGGCGCCAAGGUGCGGCAGGAGAUCUACGAUGCCUUUGACAAGAUAUUUCCCAUAUUGAAAAAGUUCAAGAAGCAGUCAUAAAUAGGAUAGCGCUUUAUUAGUUCUGUACGUGUACGUUUUAAGGUCGGCGGUAGUUCCGGAAGUCUGAAAGGGGAGCAGCAGCUCCGAUCGAGAGAAUAAACAACAAAAUAAGUUAGCUGUACGGGCACAGGCUUUUAUUAUUUUGUUUCCGUUAAU